AUGACGACCGGGACGGACAUCAUCCACGCCUACCGGCACCUGUACAGGGGCCUGCUGCGCGCGGUGCAGUUCUCGUCGCCCGCGCGGUACGUGGCGCGCGACCAGCUGCGCGCGGCGUUCCGGGACAAGGGCGCGGUCUGGGACGCCGAGGGCGCGAAGCGCACGCUGUGGUUCGUGCAGGCGGCCGCGCGGGAGAGGGGGCUGGAACACAGGGUGCUCAAGAACCUGCUGCGCGUGAGGCUGCUUCGGGCGCGGGAGGGGGCCAACUGGCGGAAGCGGCUGCACGAGAGCAAGCAGAGGAAUGACAUGAAGGCGGAACAGGAGACGGCCAUGGAGCACUACGACAUGACGGUUGCCAUGUUGAACAAGAGCAUGGGGCUAUGCCUGCGAUGA
Molecule: messenger RNA, 393 nt
Organism: Purpureocillium lilacinum
Lineage: Eukaryota; Fungi; Ascomycota; Sordariomycetes; Hypocreales; Ophiocordycipitaceae
Source: RefSeq, a predicted model, not a curated record